Molecule: messenger RNA, 405 nt
Organism: Prunus mume (Japanese apricot)
Lineage: Eukaryota; Viridiplantae; Streptophyta; Magnoliopsida; Rosales; Rosaceae
Source: RefSeq, a predicted model, not a curated record
GAAAAAUGUCAGGAAUUUACAUCGUCGGAGCUGUCUUGGGAACCUUUGGGCUUACAUAUGUUUUGGACAAGGUUGUUUCUGACAAAAAGUUAUUCGGAGGCAAUACUCCAGUGACCAUUUCGAAGGAAUGGCAAGAAGAAACUGAGAAGAAGUUACAGGCUUGGCCUCGCACUGCAGCAUCUCCUGUUGUCAUCAACCCUAUCUCUCGCCAGAAUUUCAUUGUCAAAUCCACCUCUAAAUAGGCCUCAUAAUAUGCUCAGCUCAGUUGAUUUUUUUUUUCUUUUUCUUCAUUUUUUUCUUUCUUUUCAUUCUUUGGCCUUGUAAGUCAUGCUAAUAAAUAUAUGUUACUGAUACAAAACGGUGACAGGAAAAUAUUUCCGUCGAAGGAAUUAAUUUUUUGAGACA